Messenger RNA from Rattus norvegicus (Norway rat), 6591 nucleotides. The record is from RefSeq and is a predicted model, not a curated record. Lineage: Eukaryota; Metazoa; Chordata; Mammalia; Rodentia; Muridae.
CCGUCUUCCACCUGUCCGUGGUCACUGCGCACGUAUCUCUCAUCGUUUCUCUGUUCCCUUUACAAGUGGGUGUGAUGGAGCUAAAGCAUAUUUACUUGACAGAAGCUUAAUUAUUCAUCCGCAGGAACCUGCACAGGGAGUUAAGAGAGGCCACGGGGUCAGCGUGGAGUGGAGACCGGUGGACAAGGAAGGUCGAGCACCGAGCUGCGGAAGGAGAAGUCGCGGGAUGCGGCCCGCAGCAGGCGCAGCCAGGAGACGGAGGUGCUGUACCAACUGGCGCACACCCUGCCCUUUGCGCGCGGCGUCAGCGCGCACCUGGACAAGGCCUCCAUCAUGCGCCUCACAAUCAGCUACUUGCGCAUGCACCGCCUCUGCGCUGCAGGGGAGUGGAACCAGGUGGGAAAAGAGGGAGAACCACUGGACGCCUGCUACCUGAAGGCCCUGGAGGGUUUCGUCAUGGUGCUCACCGCUGAGGGAGACAUGGCUUACCUGUCGGAAAAUGUCAGCAAGCACCUGGGCCUCAGUCAGCUGGAGCUCAUUGGACACAGUAUCUUUGAUUUUAUCCAUCCCUGUGACCAAGAGGAACUCCAGGAUGCCCUGACCCCGAGACCAAGCCUGUCAAAGAAGAAGUCAGAAGCAGCAACAGGACGCCACUUUUCCCUGCGAAUGAAGAGCACACUCACCAGCAGGGGGCGCACGCUGAACCUCAAAGCGGCCACCUGGAAGGUGCUGCACUGCUCAGGACAUAUGAGGGCCUACAAGCCCCCUGCACAGACUUCCCCCGCCGGGAGCCCUCGCUCCGAGCCUCCCCUGCAAUGCCUGGUGCUUAUCUGUGAAGCCAUCCCCCACCCAGCCAGUCUGGAGCCCCCACUGGGCCGAGGGGCCUUUCUCAGUCGCCACAGCCUGGACAUGAAGUUCACAUACUGCGACGAGAGGAUUGCAGAAGUUGCUGGCUACAGCCCCGAUGACCUGAUUGGCUGUUCUGCCUAUGAAUACAUCCACGCUUUGGACUCUGAUGCAGUCAGCAGGAGCAUCCACACUUUGCUGAGCAAGGGCCAGGCAGUAACAGGGCAGUAUCGCUUCCUGGCCCGGACUGGAGGCUAUCUGUGGACUCAGACUCAGGCUACAGUGGUGUCAGGGGGGCGGGGCCCCCAGUCGGAAAGUAUCAUCUGCGUCCACUUCCUGAUCAGCCGUGUAGAAGAGAACGGAGUGGUGCUGUCCCUGGAACAAACGGAGCAACAUACUCGCAGACCCCCUCAGCUGGGUACCUCCUCGAAGAAGGGUAUCCCAGGCAACAGUCUAGACCCUCCCGCUCCACGGAUCCUGGCCUUCCUGCACCCUCCAGCCCUGAGUGAGGCCUCCCUGGCUGCUGACCCUCGCCGUUUUUGUAGCCCAGACCUGCGCCGCCUCAUGGCACCCAUCCUGGAUGGACCUCCCACAGCCGCUACCCCCAGCACCCCGCAAGCUGCACGGAGACCCCAAAGUCCUCUUCCGGCUGAUCUCCCAGAUCAGUUGGCUGUGGGCUUGGAGAAUGCACACAGACUCUCCACUGCCCGGAAAAACAAGACCAUGGAGACAGAUCUAGAUAUAGCUCAGGACCCUGACACUCUGGACUUGGAGAUGUUGGCUCCGUACAUCUCCAUGGAUGAUGACUUCCAGCUCAACUCCAGCGAGCAAUUGCCCAAAGUCCACCGCAGACCUCCCAGGACGGCCCGCAGGCCUCGUGCUCGGAGCUUCCAUGGCCUGUCGCCUCCCAUCCCUGAGGCCACCCUGCUGCCCCGCUGGGGGAGUGAUCCACGACUGAACUGUUCCAGCUCCUCCAAGGGGGAUCCCCCCACAGCCCCCCUGACGCCUAGAACUCGGAAGAGGGCCUUGGCCCAGAGCUCAGAGGACAAAGGGUUGGAGCUGCUGGAAACGAAGCCCCCCAAGCGGUCCCCAAGACUAGAACCUGGAAGUGUCCUGCUGCCUCCGCUCAGCCUGAGUUUCCUUCUGCAAGGUCGACAACUUCCAGGGAACCAGCCGGAUCCCAGAGCCCCACUCGUGGAUUCGCAUGAGCCCUUGGGCCUAGCUCCCUCGCUGCUCUCUCUCUACCAGCAUGAGGAAACUAUCCAGCCCAGGAACCACUUCCUCCCAGCAGCAGGCUUGGCCCAGACACACUGAGUCAGCCUUCCUCUCAGCCCUCUUCUUCUACCCCAGAAAGGACUCAGCCGCACUCCACACCAGCAGCCUACACCCAGGAUGGGGCCUCUCUCCUCUGAGUGUGUCCCCCAGCCAGCCACAGUCCUACCUCAGCCCCCUCCAACCUUCUGCCUUCCUGCAGUCAGAGGCUUCUUGGGUGUUCUCAGCUCAGUGACCUCUGGGAAGGGUGUGUAACCCUCCCCCACCUCCUCUCAGGAAUUCCUUUGGGGUUCUCCACAGUUCUCCAUACCUCACUACCCCUUUCUCUGACUAUCUUUGCUUUAUUUGGGAGAAUGAGGGGUUGGGAAAAUCAGGGAUCCAUCUCUGCAUCCCGGCCCCAUGGAGCUUAGACAACUGUAAUCACGGUAUUUUGGUCCCCCCCCCCCCCCCCGUUCCUCUUCUAGCAGCUUUACUUGGUCCUUUUCACAACAGGGCAUUCAGUCGCUCUGCAUUUCCCAGAUCCACAGCAAUGGCAGGACUCUGGUCUUCCCCCUCUUCCUUGCCAAAUGUGGGGAGACUUCGGGUCUGAUCUCAACUCAAGCAACUUAUGGAGUCUCCGCCUCCCAAAGCUGCCACCCAGCUCUGCUUACCCUUUCUGCUCCUGACUUUCUGCUGGUCCCCGACCCUGCCUGAAAAGGAUCUUCCUAUGUUAGAGGGAGCCAGCCACUUCCUCCACUCCACAGACCUAUAAUCUCUGGCCUUCUCUGGAUCUCAAAUACUUGACUCCCGCCUUUACUGUUUAUGGACUGCAACCUCUGGCCUUCCCUGGACCUAGGCUAUACCACUUUCUCUCUUCCUUGCAUCUAGACCUUGCAGCUCCUGCUCUUUGUUGGUUCUAGAUUGUAUGCCCUUGGGCCUUCUCUGCUUCUAGAGGUUUGUGGGUUCUCUGAUUCUAGACCUUCUACUUCCUGGUUCUAAAGCAUACAAUCCAUGGCCUUUUCCUCGCUCUCUGUCUCCAUUGUUUCUCAUCUUUUUCUGUUUCUAGAGUGUGAGGCCUGUGAGCUUCAUUGGCUCUAGACUGUACCACCAGUGGUCUCCUCUAGUUUGAGGCGCUCCUGACCCCUGGCCUUCCCUUGUUCUAGACACUGUGGCCUCUGGCCUCCAUGGUUCUAAACUGUGUUGUUCCUGCCUUCUUUGAGUCUAGACUGUGCACCCUCUGACCUUCUCUGGUUCUAGCCUGCACAUUCUCCAGUCUUUUACCUGACUCUAGACUGUAUGCCUUAUGACCCUGCUGUGGUUCUAGACCAUGCCACUUUUCUGGCCUUUUCUCUGAUUCUAAACACAGGCCCUCUGGUCUUCUGUGGUUCUAGACCAGGGGUUCUCAACCUUCCUAAUGCUGCAAUCCUUUAAUACAGUUCCUCAUGUUGUGGUGACCCCUGACUCUAAAAUUAUUUCGUUGCUACUUCAUAACUGUAAUUUUGCCUCUGAUACGAAUCAUAACGUAGAUACCUGAUACACAGGAUAUCUGAUAUAUGAUCCCCAAAGUGGUCACAGCUCACAGAUUGAGAACUGCUGUUCUAGACUGUACAGCCUAUGACCUUCUUUGAUUCUAUGUUAUCUUGCUUUGAUCUUCAUUGGUUCCAAACUAUGACCACUAGCCUUCCUUGGCAUUUCCUGGUUCUAAACUGUGCUAUCACUGACUCCCCCUGGUUCUAGACUGUGUUAUCUUUUACUUCCCUGGGGUUCUAGACUAUGCUAUCAUUCACACACACACACACACACACACACACACACACACACACACACACACACACCCCUUCUAGACAGCAUCAUCUCCAACAUGGUCUGCUACAGACCUCAAUUUCCUCAAACUCCUCUAAUUCCACACCUCAUCGUCUUUAGUUCUUUCUUGGGCUGAAUCUCACAACUCCCAAUCCUGCCAUUUUAAAGUGGGGUUUGAAUUACAUAAUCUUUAAGGCUCUCUGGAUCUAACGUCUACAACCACCAAGAAUCCUUUGGCUUUAAGACUUAUUCUGUAAUUUCCUCUGGUUUUAGUCCUCUUCUAAAAAAAAUCCUCUGGUUCUCAUGCCCUCUGCUCCCUGUCAUUGCAGACCAUUGGUGUGUGCAGUAGCGAGGAUUAAACCCAAGGCCUUGCACAUGCUAGGCAAGCACUGGGCUGUAUUCCCAGUCCUUUAUUAUGUCUUAUUUUGAGACAGAAUCUUUAUUGAUUGCACAGACUAAUCUUGAACUCAAGUCUGUAAACCUAGGCAGGCCUUGAACUCAUGAUCCUCCUGCCUCAGUCUCCCAAGAAGCUGGGAGUUACAAGUCUUUGAGACUGACCCCAGCUAAUCUUUUUUUUUUUUUUUCCUUUUUUUCGGAGCUGGGGACCGAACCCAGGGCCUUGCGCUUGCUAGGCAAGCGCUCUACCACUGAGCUAAAUCCCCAACCCUGACCCCAGCUAAUCUUAUAAUUGAUGAUUUCUUCGUGUUUCUGGAUCCCCCAACUCCAAGCUUCUUAUUAGUUCCAGUCUUCCUGAUCCAGACCUCAUUUCUGGAUAAUUUUUGUUCCAAACCACAUGAUGUCAAUUUUAUUGUUAUUCAGGUCUCUGCAUUCAAGAAUUCAAGAAUUGCUUUCCCCCAAUAAGGAGGGGUAAAGGGGGUUUUAUGUUUGAACUUGGAUCUGGCCCUUCUGGAGCCAGAUACUAUGUGCCCAUUCUCUUGGGCUCCAGAUUUCAUUAUCCUCAAUCAUUACCUAUGUUUUAGUUUAUGCAAACUCUAGGCCUUGCAACUUCUAGGAUCCUCUGUUCUCAGACGACCUGGUGAUCUGCCUGUUACUGAGCUUCAUAUAUCAAGGUGGUGCACAUCUUUGAUCCCAGCACUUAGGAGGCAAAAACAGGCAAAUCUUUAAGUUUGAGGCCAGCUGAUCUGUAGAACAAGUUCCAGAACUCAAACUCACUGACCAUAAAUUUGCUAUGUAGUCAAAUGACCCUGAACCAGUGAUACCCCUUCACCCACCUCCCAAUUGCUGGGAUUCCAGACAUGCCCCAUUUCAUGUGGUGUUGGGGAUUGAACCCAGAGCCUACUGCAUGCUAGGCAAGUACUCUACCAACUGAGACUCGCCUAGCCUAGCCUCUAUAAAUGUCUUCUGCUUCUAGACCUUAGCCCAUGAGUUCCUUUGGUUCUAGACCUCACAAUUGCCAAGUCUACUUUACUUCAGUUCCUAUGACUCAAAGUACCCUUAAUCUAGACCGCGGCUUGAAAAUAUCAGCCUUAUCUAUUUCUCUAAUUCUAAACCUUAGAAUCCUAACUACACUUGAUCUUAGCCAAAAGGCCUAGAAGCGAUCUCAAUUCCUUCUAAUUCUAGAUUUUAAGAUCCUAAAAUUCCUGUGGAUUCUAGAACUUCAUUUGGUGGCUCUUUUUUUUUCCCAGGGAGGGGCUGGGUCUCAUGCAGCUCUGACUGGCCUCCAACUCACCAUGUAGCCAGAGAUGACCUUGAACUUGUGACCUCUACCCUUCCCCUCUCAAACUCUGCGAUUGCAAAUGUUCAAAUGCUCACUUUGUGUGGUGUCAGGGAUGAACCCCAGCUUUGUGCAUGACAAGCCAACACUCUGCCAACUGAGAUACACCUUCUGUCCUAGACUUUGUUUCUGUCUGUCCCUCUGAGUCCCUGGGGUUCGAGGCCUCAUAGUUUCCAAUUGCCUCUGGCUUCUGGUCCUACUUCCUUAGGCUGUAGAAUGCAGCCUUCAAAUGUUUCUUGUUAUAGAAUCUAGAACUCAUCAUGUAGAUUUCCUUGAUUCAAGACCUCACACCCCUUGACUGCCUGGGUCCAAAUCUAGUCCUUCUGGUUUCAUCAGGGCUUCCCAGCCCUCCCUGAACCUGUCUCAGUUCUUAAUCUUCAAGUCUUCUCAUCCCAGAUGCUCUGCUCAUGAAGUUCACGCUCUCCUGUCUCACCCUAGAACCUCUCUCACACCCCGCCCCAAGCUUCCAGGCAUGCAUUUAACCUUAACUCUACUCCAGGUAUCUAGGGACCUGGGGCUCCUUCUUCCUUCCUAGGGGCUCCAUAAUCCAGCCGCACACAGGCACACGCACAGCUCUAUCUGCAUAUCUUGGGGUGGGGAAAGAGGGCAGGACCCCUCAGCUGUCUCCCACCAGCCAUGCGUCUUCCUAACCCCCAGCUCCCCUUCUACGAUGGUGCUACUCCGGGUCUUCCACAGGAAAGGCUCCCAUCUCUACCUUAUUCACCCCUCUUUGGAAGGCAAUAUUCAAUUUGUCUUGUCAAGAGGUGGCUUGUUCAGGUGCUACAGGGGAAAGGGCCUGAAUCCUCUCUCCCCUCAUGGAUGUUAUAGGCCCUUAAUGGGAAGAAUUGUCCUGGGCUAGGGGAGAGGGAAGGACCUGGCCCAGCUGUGCUUAGCUCAGAAACCCACAAAUGUCUUCAAAACUACCAUAAAGACCUCGCCUUGGUAGGCACCAGAGA